UUUAAACACACUCAGGUUUUGCGGGACCCCAUCACAGCCGCUCCUCGUCCCGGCACGGCGCUCUCCAGGUACGGCAGCACCACGCAACCUCUCGGCUCCGGGCUUUGAGCCCCGAGGGCAGCCCUGCGCUGCUGAGUGCUGUGCGUACCGACCCCGACCCCGACCCCCAUCAACGACCCCGCAGCACCGCAGCCCCACUCCGCCCCCUCGGCUCGAGGCGACAACGCGACCGUCGCGCACGCGUGGAGAACACCCUGCGAAGAGCCGAGCUGCGCAUGCGCUGGAUGAAGAAACACCCCCCCCUUUCCCAGUACAGAUUGGGGCGUGGUCUGUGGCGGAGGGGCGUGGCCUAAAGGGACGAGGGGCGUGGUCUAGAUGGACGAGGGGCGUGGCCAGCGCUGCUGCCCGGCGUCGCCGCCGGCGCGGAGGUGCAGUUGUUACCGCGCCCGCGACAGGUGUGCGCGUGGGAGCGCCUCCGGCCGCCGCAGGUGUUUGUGGUGAUAAGAUGGAGCCUUCCCCGUUUAAUAGAAGACAAUGGACUUCUCAGUCUUUGAAAAUCACUGCAAAAGAGCUUUCUCUCGUCAACAAAAAUAAGUCAUCAGCUCUCGUGGAGAGGUUCUCCAGGUAUCAGAAAGCAGCUGAAGAAGCCACGGCUGAGAAAAAAAGAAAUAGCACAGAAAAUCUUCCCCCUCAUUUUAAGAGAGGGAAUCUGAGCGUACUAAAGAAGAAGUGGGAGAAUCCAGUGCCGGGAACGGAGUCUCGGAAGGAAACGCUCCGAAGCAGCUGUGCUGAGGGUGGGCACAGGGUCGAGAGCCCCGAGCUGGGAGUUGGAAGCAGCCUUGCUUUUUCCUCAGACACAGAGCAGAUCCCGGCAGCCGGCACAGCAUCUCUCUCCCAGGCCUCUUCUGGCACCUCUGGCCAGCUGCAGUGUCCCGGUGUUGACAGCAGAAAGUCUCAAAGCCACUCACCGGAGAGUGGUAAAAUGGAAAACUAUCUGAGAGAGCCCAGGGAAGUGGAAAAGCCCGAAGCCAGUGAAAACACGGAGUCUUCAGGGAAGAUAGAGAAGUACAGCGUUCCGCUCAGCAAGUUAAAGAUGAUGUUUGAAAAGGGCGAAGCAGCUCAGCCCAAGGUUGCUAGAGACCAGAGGAAGACAGCAAUUGGUAGGAGGAUUUCUGAAAACAGCUUCUCUUCAGAGGACCUUGAUGUUGGCCAAGGAGAGAAGAGUCACAGUGCAUCAGAUGGAAGUCCAGCACUCAGCCCAGAGAAGGUAGAGACCAAGAAAAGCCUAGAGAUGCCUCGGUUGACAGAAACUUCAAUAAAGGAUAGGCUGGCAAAGUAUCAGGCAGCUGUGUCCAAGCAGGGCAGUUCCCAAGGCCUCGUUACCAUGAAUGAGAUUCAAGCCAGUGAAAAUGAAAUCAAGAAUUACAAAUCUGAGCAGAAGGAGAAUAUGCCACCAAGUUUUGAGGACUGCAUUUCCUAUCAGGAUGGGGAGAAGGUUUCUGUAGGUGAGAACAGCCUGUCUUUCCACUCCAGUCUUUCAGAGGAUGGCAAUGUUGGACAAAACCUGGAGAGUGAGACAGAAAUUCAGAAGCCUGUCAGCACAAAACAGCAAAACUUUGGUUCCAAAUCACUUGGCCAGACAGAUGCAUCUCUGCCAAAAACAGUGAAGAAGUUUCAGUUGCCAGCAAAGGAAACCUGUGUUGGGUGUCAGAAGACAGUGUACCCAAUGGAAAGGCUCCUUGCCAACCAGCAGGUGUUCCACAUCAGCUGUUUCCGCUGUUCCUAUUGCAACAGUAAACUCAGUCUUGGGACAUAUGCAUCUCUGCGUGGGAAUAUUUACUGCAAGCCUCACUUCAAUCAGCUCUUCAAAGCUAAAGGUAAUUAUGAUGAAGGCUUUGGACACAAACAGCAUAAGGAAUUAUGGUCAAGCAAAACGGAAUGCGAGGAGUCCCUGGAGAAAACUCUCCAUGGUGUAAAUGCAACUGAGAGUCCUCAAAACCCAGGAGUAGAGGAUGCCCCAAUUGCAAAAGUAGGAGUUCUGGCAGCAACUAUGGAAGCAAAAGCUUCAGCUUUGCCUGAAAGAGAAGAGAAACCAGCAGAAACAAAAAAGCUUAGGAUUGCCUGGCCGCCUCCGUCUGACCAGAGUACUCAAGGAAGCACUUUGGAUGAGGGCAUCAAAGUAUUAAAACCCAAAUGGCCCCCAGAAGAAGAGAGUACCAAGCCAGAUGUGUUGGAGGAUGUGGAUCUGGAUCUCAAAAAGUUAAGAAGAUCUUCCUCACUGAAGGAGAGAAGUCGUCCCUUUACGGUAGCAGCCUCGUUUAGAACAGUAUCUGUGAAAGGCCAUAAAACAGACAAUUCAUCCUCUCCUUCUAAGGCAGAGAGAGACGUGUUGAAAAGAAGUGAGGAACUGGAGAGAGAGGUUGUGGUAGACAAAAAGCAAAAGGAAAAGAUUGAGAAUAGGAACGUGCAGAAUGCUGAGGAGAAAAAUGUAGAGGAAGAGCGGGAAUUGCCUGGUAUCAAAACAGCAGAGCACAACUUUGUAGAAAAUGGCCAGGAGAAUGCAGAGACAGAUGAGGAAGAACAUGCUGUGGAAGAGCAGCAAACCUCAAAUGAAGAAUUCCUUGAACCAAAUUCUCCGAAACAUUCCAGCUUAUCCAAUGUAACUGCAAAGGAAUCUUCUCCUGAGCAGAAUCGCAAAUCCCAAGAUGUUGGUUUCUGGGAGGGUGAAGAUAUGGAAGAUCUAUCUGUGGAAGAACAGAUCAAAAGGAACCGUUACUAUGAAGAUGAUGAUGAAGAAUAAAUAGGCCUUUUAUAAUAAAACUUGCUUCAAGGUGCUGGGCCUUUUUUAAUUGGUGUUUUUAGCUUUAACAAACAGCUGCCCUGUAUGAAAGCGAUGCUAUACUGCACAUCAACAUUAAGGGAAUCAUAUAUACAAAUUAUCUCAGCCAGAAAAGUACUGUGGAAGCCUGAAGGAAUGUCUGAGUGCAUGGAGAUGAGUAUCUGUGGUUGUGGGAUGCCUUUGACAGGUAACCUCUGACCACGGGAUGAGAACAGAGCUCUUCUGAACUCCUAUUGUCUUACCCUUUUGGAACUCUAGGACCUGUUUCACUAACCUGCACUCUGUGCUGGUAUGGAACAGGCUUUCUGUAAUACACUACUUUUACCACUACAAAAUGCUACUGCAGUGCUUAGGGACCAGUUUCAAAGGGACUUUCCGACCUGCUUUAAAAAUGGUAACUAAAUGCACUUUAAUACAUGUUAAGGGCACAGUUUUUUUUAAUUAUUAUAAUAAAAACAUUUUUUGGCCUUGGAGUCCAACAACUAAAGCAUCUUAAACUGAGCAGAACGUAACUUCCAAAACUGCCUAUGAUCAAUUGAAGAUGAAUACUCCAUUUUUCUCUGUGCAACUGGAAUAGCGUGCCCACUGCUGGAACAAAUGUAUUUUAGUGCUUAUCCAAAUGCUGUGCUGACAGAACUCCUUGAUGGCAAGUCAACAUUUUUUGCAGGAGCCUGCAGGGCAUUACUUUUGCAUUUUUAUAUGCAUUUUGAAUGGUUUUUUGUUUACUUAGAGUUCAUUAUAAUUCAUUUAAAACUGCACAUAACAUUUUUAGGGCCUUUCAACAAUUUUGAAAUCCUAUUUGUAUCAAGCUGCCAUAAUUUUUUUUUUCAUUGUGGCUGCGAAAUUCUGCUGCAUUGCAAAUCUUUGGAAUAAAACCAUAUGAACCAGAAACUUUCUGAUUGCUAGCAUUGAAGCUUAGUACAUUUUAAAACUUGACUGCAUUUAUUUUACGAAUAAUGGAAUCUGAAUGGUGGAAGGAAGAUAUCCCUUUAUAUUAGCUUUUAUUUGUACUGUAGUUACAGGAGAAUUAACUCUUAACUAUAUUUGAGGUGUAAAAUAUCCUGCUUUCUUAACAGUCCUGCUAACUUCAAUAAAGUUUGGUCAUUUACAUAAAAAAAAAAAUAGGUCUGAAGACUGCAUUCAUGCUCGUUUCACAAAGCAGCACCAUUUUAAAAGGAGGUGGGAAAUGAUGGGUGAAAUCCCGGGGUUUACUUGCAGCUGGAGGCCAGGCAGUGACUUUUGGUGCCACUAGGUGACACUGUGGGUCCGCUUUUUGUGGUCGUCACAAGCAGAUUUGCAAGGCUGAGGGCUUAGAAAAGGGUGGGCAAAAUUAAGGAAGGACACGCAGGUAUCUCACACUCCCGUUUCUGGCUUCAGCUGCUUCUCAGGCAGCUGAGGACAAGCCAGAGUUGGUUUAGUUUAAUUUUUUCUUUCUUACAGCUGCCGUGUAUUGCAGUUGUCUUCACUCAAACCUGGGGUAGUUUCGGUUCGAGGUUUGGGUGUAGUGAAAAUGCAGUGAGUGCUCUGCAGCAGCAAACAAAUGUGCUCCUUUGUGGCACAGAGACGGAACAGCCUGCUGUUGGGCUAGCAUGCAUUAGCAGCUGUGUGGCAUGGCAUGUACAGCCUACGGGCUGGUUGUUUUUAAGGGAGAACUAAGCCUUGAACAAGUAAAGGGAGAUCUCAAAGCUAGGGAAGCUGAUGUACAAGUGCAUCUUCUCUUUAUCCUCCAAAUCCUUACCUUUUCUUAACAACAUCUACUUGCUCUUAAAUUCAGAUCACCAAGCAACUUUGGCUGGAAGCUAUUUGUCAUGGAUAUGGGAUGUAUUGGAUGUUUCAACUCCUUGUUUAUCAGGAGAUGCAGCUGCGCUUUACAGUGCGUCCCCACUUACAUGAUAGUAAAGCUGCAGGGCUGCUGUUCACAGAGAUUUGUUCUGGUUAAAUCUCAGCCACCUGUGAGUCCUUGAGAUACAAGGAUUCCGACCGUUCAGUGGACGUUUUCACAGGGAAAUUAGUGCUGAACUUGUUCCACUGAAAAAAAGUGCAGAUAUUAUGAACAGCCACCUCCUUGGACCCAUUGGUUACUGUAGUAGUUGAGUGCUCAAUGGGCCAUUUAAUUUACUCUCAGCUGGAUGGAUGCCAGAAGGGCUAUUAUGGGACAGAUGGAUCUCUGCUACCACGCACAGGGAAGCUGGUGCUGAGUACCUUUAUGGAGAGCUUUAGAACGUAAUUACGAAGCAGAAUACAGCCUUUGUUCCUUGGUAACCCUCAGUCCCGAGCCCAUCACGUUGAAAUAAUUUUCUGAAAGCUUUGAAAGCUACUGGGAUCGUUUUCAACUUUUUCGAUGUGUGAACCUCUCUGUUCUGCACUUAAAUGCUAAACCACGUCUGUAUU
Molecule: messenger RNA, 5230 nt
Organism: Phasianus colchicus (ring-necked pheasant)
Lineage: Eukaryota; Metazoa; Chordata; Aves; Galliformes; Phasianidae
Gene: LIMA1
Product: LIM domain and actin binding 1
Source: RefSeq, a predicted model, not a curated record